Molecule: messenger RNA, 915 nt
Organism: Rubroshorea leprosula
Lineage: Eukaryota; Viridiplantae; Streptophyta; Magnoliopsida; Malvales; Dipterocarpaceae
Source: the annotation of a GenBank genome assembly
ACUUAAACAUUUUUUUAAUGAACAAAAUUAAACACAUCCUUCUACCACGUACUAACAACUAACAACCACAGAAAUGGCAUCUCCACCGUUCAUUCUGAAGCCUGUAUAUAUAUUCCCCUCCCAUCGCUGGAGUUUCCUCGCACUCGCAUUCGAAUUCGCUUACACCUUUCUCAUCUUGAAGCUCUGCAUCCGAAUCUUACAGAGGUAGAUCUCUUUUCUCUUUUCUCUUCUCUCUUCUCUCUUCUCUCUUCUUCUGUUCUUCAUUUCAUUUCACUGUUUAUCACCUUAGAUCUUGAAUUCUGCAUCUGAUGUAGUGCGAUUGUAUGAAUCUUGGGAUCGAUCUAAGUCCAUGUUGUUUUGAGUUCUGCUGCAUGAAGAAUGACGAUCUUCUGUUUUCUUCUGAGUUUAAUCUUCUGCAUUGCGUAAUCUUGUGUUCGAUUGAAGUUUCGAUGAUUUCUAUGCUUCUGUUUUUGUUGUUAGUCGAUAUGUGCUUUCCGAAAUUGUUUAGUGCCUUCUUUGGCGAUUGAUGGAUUUCCUUUGCGAUCUUCAUUUUCUAUUGAUUCGAUUUUGUUACAGUAUAUUUCUUCCCAAUCCGAGUAGAUCUUUCAAUUCUGAUGUCGAAAUUAGUUAUGGACUGCUACUUUUGUUUGUUCUAAGAGAAAAUUUGCUGGAUCUAGUUUUAUGUUGACUGUUGCCACUGUGUGUAAAUUGUGAUGCGGUUGAAGUUGUUUCCUUGCCAAUUGCCAUACUAUUUGCUAGCUAUCGUUUUUAGUUAAAAUUUCCGCAAGUCCUAGUGUUUGGCGUUGGUUAACUGCGUUUUGUUCUUUCAAUUAGUAUGGUACUUCAUCUCGUUUCAUGUAAUCUGGUUGGUUUUUUAAUCGGCAGAAUGGAUUUUAUUAAAAGGGAGACUGGAAA